Molecule: messenger RNA, 516 nt
Organism: Ochotona curzoniae (black-lipped pika)
Lineage: Eukaryota; Metazoa; Chordata; Mammalia; Lagomorpha; Ochotonidae
Gene: EID2B
Product: EP300 interacting inhibitor of differentiation 2B
Exons: 1
Coding region: 1-516 (171 amino acids)
Biological process (GO): negative regulation of DNA-templated transcription
Cellular component (GO): nucleoplasm
Molecular function (GO): transcription corepressor activity
Source: RefSeq, a predicted model, not a curated record
AUGCGCGCGGCCGUCAGCCCGACCCCGCGGGAAAGCGUCGUGGAGCGUUUGGAUGGACGCGGUGGUCCGGUGGCGGAGAUGUCCGAGUUGCCGGGAGGCGGCAGUGUCCCCGCGAGGGGCAUCCGCGACGUGCUGCAGGCCGGCGUAGGCGGCCGGAGCCGGGCCCGGGAGGCCCGGGAGGCCCGGGAGGGCGCGCUGGCCGGAGCUGCCAGGCCCGUGGUGCGCGCGCCGGGCCCCGCGGCCGGCCCGGAGCCCGUGUCCAUCAUGGGCAGCGUGGCCGAGCCGCUCGGCCCCCUGGCCACGCACGAGCAGCAGCAGCAGCAGCAGCAGCUGUUCCGCCAGUACCUGGAUGACUGCUCGCUCAUCCCGGCGCGUUUGCUGCGUGACAUCGAGGAGCGCCGCCGGCUGUUCGUGGAGGGCUGCAGGGCGCGCGAGGCGGCCUUCGACGCCGACCCGCCGCCCAUGGACUCGGCGGCCGCCGCCUUCACCGUGGCCCUGGGCGCCUCGGACGACUGA